AUGGAUACUGACAAGAUGCACAUGCAACAGCAAAUGCAGCAUCUGCAACCAACGCCGACGUUUGUGUUCAGCAGCAACGACACCGGAAAUAGCGGUUUCGCGGCAUGCCGAUCGUCACCGCCGCCUGGACUCGCAAUGGGUGGCAGUGCUAUCAACGCACCGGCAGAGCCGGCAGCGACCAUGUCGACACCCCCGGCGGGCACGUGGAUGACGCCCACGUCGCAAGGUUUGCGCCCGCGACCGGCCACCAUUCAGGAGGGCUUUUCGUACUCCAUGGGCGAGACAUAUGGCAGUUUGACGUCGUGGGAUUCGGCGACGCUGCCGAUGCAGCUGACACCCAGCGACACGACGAUGUCGAGGCCGAUGUCGAUGCACCAGGAGUUUUACCCGGGCAGCAAUGGCAACUGGAUCCAGAAGCCGUGCGACGACAGCCUGGACUUCCAUCUGGACGGCGAAAUGGGCCUUGGACAGGCGUACACGACAGACGAGGCGAUCCCAAUCCUGGACCUGCGGUACGCUGGCGGAGCGGCAAUGGACGGCGAAGGACUCACGUUUGACAGCGGGCUGCGCCCACGGCGGAUGUCGGGCUCGUCAUUCACCAUGUCGACGUCGGGCGGGUUGUCGGACAUGCCGUCAUACGAAGACUUUUCGGCCGCGCUGUCGGAUGCGCCAUCGUACACGUCUGACUACCGACCGCCGUCGAACCGAAACUCGCUGAUGUCGUCGACGCUGUCGCCAGUGGCCUCGCCGCGCAUGACGCCGCAGAGCCGGUCGGAGCUGGUGCGUACGCAGAGCCGCGGUCGAGCAUCGCCGUCGCCGCGGCCGACAGUGCGAUCGGCGCCGUACAGCGUCGACGGCUCGCGGACGAACAAGCGCUGGUCGACGGGGUCGUACGCGACGAUGCCCAGCCGUCGGUCGUCGCCGUAUGCCUACUACGGUACGCCAACACAGGCGCCAACCAGCAGCUGCAGCAACCACGAGCCGUUUGGGCCGCGCUUGGCACCGCCGUCGUUGUCCUCGUCGCCGACGAUUGGCGGCGGCCAGCUGCCGCUGAGUCUCGGCAACCUGCAGCAGGCCACCGUGGCCGCGGCUGCGGCGGCAGCAGCAGCAGGCUGCGGCGGCCAGCCGUUGUCGACAUCCUUCUUCCUCCCGAACAGCGCGCAGACGACCGCAGUACCUGGAUUCGCGCGGCACAGCAUGCUACUGCCGACACAGCUGCCCUCGCAGGCCGGCGCCAUGGCCUUCCACCACCACCCGCAUAUCCUAGACGGCAGCCACGGCAGCUUCUCAGGCGCCCACCACCUUUCAGCUGCCAGUCACGGGAUGCACCACCACCAACAUCAGAUGGUCCCCAGCCAGCACCAGCUGCAGCACCAGCUUCAGCACCAGCACCAGCUCCAGCUCCAGCACCCAUACCAGCACCCACACCAGCUACUGCCCCACGCCCACCCGCUGGGCCACCCGCACCAUCUGGGCAGCAGCAGCAACACGAGCCCGUUCGACACGGUGAUGAUGCCGGGCAGCGCGCUCCCGCACGGGCUCUUCCGGAUGCUGCAGAGCAACGGCGACCCGCACACGCUGCAUGGACACUACACGGACCUGUCGGACCCGCCGGACCUGUACUCUUCGCUGCACGAGGAGCAGCUGCCGCCACCGCCCGAGGACAUGAACCCGGAAGACCCCGACAUGGUGCCGCACGAGCAGGAGCUGCGUUUCAGCGGCGACCUGUACACGCCGCGGUGGGUGCGUGGCCACGGCAACAAGCGUGAGGGCUGGUGCGGGAUCUGCAAGCCGGGCCGCUGGCUCGUGCUGAAGAACUCGGCCUUUUGGUAUGACAAGAGUUUCACGCACGGCGUCAGCGCAGCCACGGGCAACCCGUUUCAGGAGCCGCAAGAGACGCGGCGCAUGGACGGGAACCCAGACUGCCACACACAUCAGAAGAUCAAGGACGCCCCAAAGAGACGACGCGAGAGCAACCAUGCGAGAGCCACUGGCGGCCUGGCUGCCGGUAUGGCCAAGCAGCCGUACGACAACCAGAUGUCCGGACAGACGCAGGCCACGUCAGCUCCACAGCAGCAGCAGUCGCAGGCCCCGUUGACGCCACAGUUGACGCCGCAGAUGACACCUGCAACCACCUCGGCGGCCACGUCGACUAUGUCGCUGCCGUCAACAGGCGAGCAGCAAAUGGCCACACGGCAGCAGCAGUCGCCGCAAAACUCUCCCCAACAGCAGAAACUGAGCCCACAACGGCAACAUCUAAUGCAGCAGCAGCAGCAACAAGACAACCACCACCAACAACAACAACAACAACAACAACAACGGCGUCUACAACAGUACACGCGGCCUCCACCGCCACCACCGCCACAGAUGCGGCAAAUGCCGAUGCCCUUGACUCACAUCGAAGGCCUGGGCAACAUGAUCUAG
Messenger RNA from Grosmannia clavigera kw1407, 2424 nucleotides. RefSeq lists its product as uncharacterized. The transcript has 4 exons. The record is from RefSeq and is a predicted model, not a curated record. Lineage: Eukaryota; Fungi; Ascomycota; Sordariomycetes; Ophiostomatales; Ophiostomataceae. The coding region runs from base 1 to 2424 and encodes 807 amino acids.